CACACAAAAAUCACAACUCAGAGAAGGGGCCAUAAUCUCAUUAACUCCUAACCCUCUCUCAUUUCUUUGAAGAAAAGAAAAGAUACUCUGAAUCUUCUUGUCUGCCUAAGAGCAGAAAUGUUGGGUUCCAGUACAAGAUCGAUGCUUUUUCUUCUUGUCUGCAUAGGAUUGCUAGCUGACAACAAAUAUAAGGUCUCAGCCAUGAGACAUACAGAGUUUUUCCUCAGACAAACACAAACAGAUAAAGCGAGAGUUCAGCCAGGUGAAAUUGCUAAGCACAGGAGCAUCGGCUUUCAAUUCAAACACACCCUUGAAGAUAAAGGAACGCUCAGGAAAAACAGGCGAGUUCUUGAGGAAGUAAACAAGAAUAAAGUCAAAGCUGAAGAGACGCAAGAACAAAAGAAUAAGACGGGUGAUGAUGACUCAUUCCAAUCAAGCAAGAGACGUGUAAGACGAGGAUCAGAUCCUAUCCACAACAAAGCCCAGCCAUUUUCUUGAGCGGCACAAGAGAAAUCAAAUACAGAAAAAAGGCAAAUAUACUAUAGAAAUGCAAGAAGAAGAAAAAAGGGCAGAACAAUCAAAUCAACCUUAUCAAGAUGAAGGUAGGUUAGUUGGUUUUUUUACUCGGGUUUAUUAUUCAAGUAUAGGGUUUUGAUAAGAACACACAAUCUUGGGCAGUUGAAGUCAUCAUCAGAAUGCAGAACAGCAUUGUCUGUUCAAGAUACACCAAGAGAAUACAUAUUUGUUUUAAGUAGUCUUCACUCUCUUUUGUUUGCAUCAGUUUCUCGACAAUUCGGUAUAAAAAUUUUGCUCUUUCUGCAUUUGCUUUUUAACUUCACCAAAACAUAUCUUAUGUAUAUACAAAAUCUCAAACAAGUUUUGAUUUGUCUACAUCUU
Camelina sativa (false flax) is the source of this 897-nucleotide messenger RNA. Its product is annotated as CLAVATA3/ESR (CLE)-related protein 45-like. The record is from RefSeq and is a predicted model, not a curated record. Lineage: Eukaryota; Viridiplantae; Streptophyta; Magnoliopsida; Brassicales; Brassicaceae.